UCAUUAAUUAUUAAUCGUGGUGGCAAACUUAUGAAAGUUUGAUUGGCAAGGCAAAACAGCUGAUAAACUUUAAAUAGAAUCUGAAAUGAAUGUUUUGUUUAAGUACCGCUAUAGUUUUUUAGCCGGCGCAUGCGCUGCCGGCGGCAGCUUCUUUGGCAAGCUGCCCAGUUUUCUCAGUGCAAUGAACCUACUACAGGUUGAUGCAGUACAACCCGCCGGCUAUGCAUAUCUCGAAUUUGCGUUAGUCCAAGUUUUCCCCCUUGGCCUCAUGUUAUUUUGCAAUGUGUGCAAUCUACGGUACUUUCUGAAGGCCUUGCAAAUGACCCAACAGACGCUGACAGCAACUGUCCUCACUGCUGCCUCCAAUUACGUGUUAUCAUUUAUUCUAGGUGUUCUAGUAUAUCGGGAACCCCUGACAGUAUUAUCCGGUGCUGGCAUCGCUCUCAUAUUAACCGGGCUCUGUUUUCUAUGUGAUACAAAAACGGACGUGAGCCGGCCGCCAGAUGAGCAAAAACAAAAACAAAUCUAGUCAAUUUGAAAGACAGCGUUCUAG
Molecule: messenger RNA, 553 nt
Organism: Drosophila mojavensis
Lineage: Eukaryota; Metazoa; Arthropoda; Insecta; Diptera; Drosophilidae
Exons: 3
Coding region: 86-529 (147 amino acids)
Source: RefSeq, a predicted model, not a curated record